Xyrichtys novacula (pearly razorfish) is the source of this 5777-nucleotide messenger RNA. The record is from the annotation of a GenBank genome assembly. Lineage: Eukaryota; Metazoa; Chordata; Actinopteri; Labriformes; Labridae.
AUGUGGAAAGUGGUCGUGUUUGUGUUUCUGCUGUUACACAAUGGUGUGAAGGUGAACGGUGCUGCAGAUAAAAAAUCUGAAACUGGGUCAAACUCAUCCAAACCUGUGAACGAGGUGAAGACGGAAGAGACUAAAGCUGCCCAAAAAAAUCCAAGUGUCCCAGGCAAACUACUGGUGAUCCCUGUGGAUGGAAGUCACUGGGUGGAUAUCAAGGCCCUAGCACAGGAGAUGGGUCGUCGUGGACACCGGGUCACUGUGGUCAUACCAGAGUUCAGCAUGCGAAUGGGUCCAGGAAAACACUACGAUACUGUAACCUACCCUGUCCCCUACGAUCAAGCUGCUAUUGAUCAGUUCAUGUCCACACACGGGCACCUAAUGGACCAGUCUGAAUCGUCUUUCAUUCAGAGGAUAAGGAACCGGAUCUCACGUCUGCAGAUAAUAAAAGAAUUAAUUCACACAACUGCAGAGAGUCUGUUGUUCAACGAUACUCUAAUAUUACAUCUGGCACAGAAGGUAGGAACUGUAAACAGGUCUGACAACAGAAACAGGCAUCAAAUCUAAUUACAUUCAAUGCAUGUGCUGAUUUUUACAGUGCUUGUUGAUACAGUUAAUCAUGAUAUUUUACUGCAGAAACUUUCCUCUUACAGUUUUAAUAGUUUUUAUGGAACUGAGUCAUUAUUGGUCAGAGAGAGCAGUACGUUGUUUGGAAUAUCACUGUAUCUGACUGUAGAUUGAUUUGUUGUGGAGUACCUCAAGGCUCAAUUCUGGGACCUUUACUUUUCUAUUAUAUAUUGAUUACUUAGACAUGAAUUCAUCUUGAGCGUUUUUAUGUUUUUCACUGAUGAUUCCAAACUUUGGUGUCUGACAAAGAUGGCAACAAAAUGGAAUCUAAAAUCAAUUUUGAACAGAGUAAAUUUGAUGGUUUAAAGCAAAUAAGUGAUCUUUUAGCAUUAUUUAAAGUACAAACAGGAUGUUGGUACCUAAAAACCAUCAAGUGAAUGACAUUUUUUUAAUAUAUUUAUGUUAAUAAUAGUUUAAAGAUGUUAUGAGUGGUGAAAUUUCUCACAGUUUCAUUGAAAAAAAAAGUCACCUGGAAAAAUAACGUUAUUUCAAUGGUAAUGUGUUGGAGUCAUCAGAAGUAUAAGGCAUAUGUUAUCAAGAAAACAAUACCCUCUUUAAUCAGUUUUACAUUAUGAUCUGUCUUUGUUUCUCCUACUGCGAUACUGAGUGGGGCAGCCCCUUUAAAAAGGGACUUUAAUGGUAUAUUCACCCUGCAAGAACUUUUUGCAAAAAUGAUCACGUUUUCCAAUUGGAAUCUAACUCUUCUGCAUGUUUUAUCCUGGCUUUUUACUAUUGAUCGGCAACGCCUCUAAUGUGUCUCCUUGUUGUCUCCAAUUCCUUUCAAACUAAACCCCGCCUGUACUCACAACAAGGUGGGCCAUGUAAACAUGCCUCCUCGUGUAUCCUAUCUGACCGAAAGUGCUCCCUGCAAGGGUCUGUGCUUUCACCUUUAUUGUUCAGUCUUUAGACAAACAAGAUUAAACAUGAUUUGAUUAGAUUUUAUUUUCAAAGUGCAGAACAAAGAGAUGUUUUGUUCCUGCUGCUGUCACAGAGCUGAACAAGCUGUCGCAAUAUUUGCACACUUGACAGAAGCAGUAAUUUAUUUGCACCUUUAUCCUGAUUUUAUUUUUGCUUUUCCCUUUUUUUUAUUCCAAAGCUUAUCUAUUUUAUUCUAAUCGCAGCGCUAUUUGCUAAUUUUGCCAUCUUAUCUAUUGAUUUUAUUCCAUCCCACCUCAAUUGUGAUUGGUGGAGCCUGGAGAGUUUUGCUGCAGAGGAUUAAUCUAAUGCCUGUUGUGACCCUAUGAGCUGACAGUGAGUAACACUGAAUACCCAAAUAUGCUACAGAUGCAGAUAAGAUAGAAAGUGAUAUUGUGUUCACUUUCCACUACUAAGCUGAGAUUAAAAUAAUUACAAAGAGGAUGUUAAUACUGGCGAUAGUUGAUGAUGAUGCUUCAUUUGAUCAUAUUGUCGGACAUUUACCCCUUUCUUUAUCUGUCCUCUCUGUAGGGAUUUGACGCUGUCCUAACAGACCCUGUAGUGCCCACAGGUGCUUUAAUAGCUCGUAAACUAGGUGAGUCCUGUGCAUAUCUCUGGUUUUGUUUUGCAUCUUUCUACACUUCCUUAUCUGUCCAUUAUGCAUAAUUUUUAGGUUUGCCCACUGUAAAUGUGCUGAGGGGGAUCCCCUGUGGCCUUGACAUGAGGUCAAUAGGCUGCCCCUCUCCACCCUCUUACGUGCCACGGUACUUCACAAGAUUCACAGAUAAAAUGACCUUCAAGGAGAGAGCCAUCAACACUGUGGUGAGCAUGUUAACUCAGAUAUGAGUUCAGCUUCUCCUCUGUUUUUUUUUAUUACUUUAUGUGAUGAAGUCAAACUUUUACCUACAGUUCAAUGUUGGUUUGGACUCAAUGAGAGUGUGAUACCUCUGACCUACAGGUGGCUUUACUGGAGCCUUUGUUCUGCAGACUGCUGUUCUGGCACUUUGACAACAUCGCCUAUCAGUUCUUUGGAGAGAAAGUGGGCGUGGCUGAAGCGCUGUCUGAGUCAGCUAUUUGGUUGCACAGGUAAAACGUACAAAGGCUUCUAUCUGCAGUGUCAUUUGUUUGGACUGCUCACUUAAAUGUAGAUUGGAUAUGUAGAAGAUUUACCUGCACUUGCUUUUAUGGUGAUAGCAAUUAUGUUAAAAACACCUGAGGCAGGGGUAUGUCUGAAGGAGGGCCAACCCAGACCCUACUUUAAAAUCUGAUUGGCCACCCCGAGAGCCACCCCUCAAACCCUAAAGUAUGAUAGGCUAUUAGCCAGAUCAGAGGCAGGGCUACAUUUAAAUACUUGGGCUGAGUUGUAACACUGAGUGCUCAAAGCCUUCUUAGCAUGUAGCACAUUUUUCGUGUUGAUAUGUCAAUUUGUAAAAAAUUCUUGACAAAAUAGACAUAGUUUUAUAGAUCACAUUCAUAAACAAACAAUAAAAAUUAAAAGCAAAAUCUGUAAGAAAUCAAGCUAAGAUAAUUUAUCAACAAAGGUAUGAAUCUAUCCAAGUGAUAACUGGACAUUUUUCCUGUGUGCAAAAGGGCGUGAUGGUAUGUUUGCCAACUUUUCUCUGCUUUUGACUCACAAUAAUCCUCAUUAUAUACACAAGAACACACAGAGUAUUACCAUCAUUGAAAUGUAAGGCAGAGCCCACCUUGAACACAUUCCCUGACGUCUUUCUAUUGCUUGUAAAGGCUGUCACCUGAUUUGAGGUCAGUUUGGUGAAACUUUAAGUGAAAACAUGAAAAAUCAGUCUGAAUCAGACACACAUGAUCUCCUCUAUUUAUACAUGAAAAUUUAUUCUUAAAUCUGAGAGGGAAUGCCUUUAAUGUUGGUCUACUGCCUUUUUUUUACCCCAUGACAAAAGUGACGAUGGCCAGCAAAAAAAUACAUCACAGGUCAUUUGAAACUUCAAAGACUAGGUUUUGUUUCCAUCUGCAAGACUAUUACAAGACAAAAAUGUCACUGACAUUUAAAAUCCAUGCUAUUUUUCCCCUCUGUGUACCUAAUCUGUGUUUCAAAAUUCAAGCUACAAACAUCCACUAAACAGCUUUUGUGAGUUGACCUUAUUUUGGCUCAUGUUAAUCGCUUUAUAUCUGUCUUUGAUGUGGUGUAGUAAGGUGUUACUUAACUGUGGCAGUGUGAACAUGACAUUACUAAGUGAAGUAGCAUAGAUGUGUUUGAAUGAAAUUGAGGUACUCCUCAAUUUCAUUCAAAAUAGGAUCAAUAUCUCUAACUUUUAGUUAACAGAGUGAAGAAAGACAUGAAACAUGUUUCUUUUGUGUGACACAGAGGAAACAGCACAAUCACUUUUUCACUGGCUCAGUGUUUCUCUGUCUGAUGUUUAAUAAGAUAUUGUUAUUCUUUGUUUGAACAGGAUUGACUUCACUCUGGAGCUGCCUCGUCCUCUCAUGCCCAACAUGGUGCUGGUUGGUGGAAUCAACUGUAAUGUGAGAAAUCCUCUACCAAAAGUAAGAGUUUGAAUGUUAUUCUCUUUUAUGUCUCUGUUUCUCUGUUUGAGGAAGGAGAGAUCAAUAAAGAUCAAUAUAGGCAGGAGAGCAGUCAUCACAGACCCUGCAUGUGUGUGUUUUUGUGUGUUUUGUAGGACCUUGAGUCCUGGGUGUCAGGGGAACACGGUUUUAUUGUGUUCACUCUGGGCAGCAUGGUGUCAGAUAUGCCAGAAGAGACCACCUCCAUCUUCUUAGAAGCCUUCAGACAGAUUCCACAGAAGGUAGAGGAACAUCAUCAUGUCUUAAAUCUUGCAUACCUGCAGUAGGGGAGAGUGGGGUAAGCUGAACGAAAGGGUAAGUUGAGCCACCCCCUGUUGCUUGGAAAUGGUAAAAGAAAUUGAUCAUGUGACCAAAUAUUUAGGAGAUGGGCAUCAAUUCAUGGAGUCUGUGAAGGUUAGAAGCACAUGAGUGAAGGGGUUAGACAUUUAUUUCCAAAAAAACAUGUUUCCCUCUUGAAAGUGAAAUUAGUCUGUCCUAAGUUUCAUCAGAAUUGUGUUCAGACCAAAAAAGAUCAUUUUAAAUUUGAUUAUACAUCAAUUGUGGUAUCUAUGAGCUACAAUACGAGGUCAAAAACCUAGCAUAAAACUCCACCAUUUUAGCUUAGAGGACUAAUAAAGUCAUAAUAGUCGUUCUGGGGUAAGUUGAGCCAGUGGCUCAACUGAGACUGAAAAUGGUCAACUUACCUCAUACACAGGGUAAGUUGACCAUAGGAGACCGCUUUUUUUGGCAUGCUAUUUUAUCAAGACAGUUAUGUUUACACUCAUUCUGUUGGUUUGCAGGGAUGCACAACAUCUUGAAAUAUAUGCAGAUACACUAGUUAGAGACAAAACUAUGAUUGCCUUGAUUUAGUGAUCAGAAAUAUGACAAAUGGCUUAUCUUACCCCACUCUCCCCUACUCACUGGUUACAUUUUGAUAGGUCAUAUGGAGGUAUACCGGGAAGGUCCCUGAUAAAGUCCCAGAAAAUGUGAAGAUGAUGGACUGGGUGCCUCAGAAUGAUCUACUUGGUGAGGAAAUUCUGACAUUCUAUAUAAAAUAUUAAAAAGUGACCAGAAAAGUGUCCCAUGCAGGAACUUCUGACAUAUUUGUGUGUGUGUGUGUCAGCUCAACCUGGAGCUCGAGCUUUCAUCACUCACGCUGGCUCACAUGGCCUCUUUGAGGGUCUUUGUCAUGCUGUUCCCAUGGUGAUGUUACCCAUAGCUGCGGAUCAGUCUGACAAUGCACAGAGGAUGGCGAGCAGAGACGUGGGAGUGGUGUUGGAUGUGUUAACUGUCACUACAGAGAGUCUUCUCCAGGCGCUGAACGACGUUAUCAAUGACACGAGGUGAGAGGAAACACAGUUGAAAUAUUAUCCUGCUGUUUUUCCUUCAUGUUAUAUUGUUAAACUCCUGUGGUGGAUCUGUUCAUGUGCAGGUACAAAGAGAACAUAGAGAGACUCUCAGCUCUUCAUAAAGACCGACCAAUGGAGCCCAUCGACCUCUCGGUGUACUGGACAGAGUUUGUGAUGAGGCACAAAGGAGCCAAACAUCUCAGAGCUGCUGUCCAUGACCUGAACUGGGUCCAGUACUUCUGCCUGGAUGUGAUGGCCUUUCUAGGGACGGUGCUGCUGAUUUUUGUGACGGUGACUGUAAAAUGCUUCAAGCUGUGCUGCCGUAAACUGAGCAGGAAGAGGAAGCAGGAGUAA